AUGACAGUUCAUAUCAUCAACGUUUUCCUCGAGAAUGUGUCCAAACCGACCCUCAAGACUGACUUGCCUCGCCCUCAGCAACGCAUCGAGAGGACCGAGCAGCUGAUCUAUUGCAACACCUUGUUGCUCCAGGAUUCGCUUCCUCUCUCCUCAUUUGAGCAGGACCCUACUCUUGACAAGGCUGAGGUGGCCUGGCUGGUGGAGAUCAAGAAUGACCCGAUAGAGCAAGAUCGUCUACAAUGGCUGGCUAAUCGUAUGGUGGAGAAGUUCAUCCAGGAGGGCAUAAAGGAUUCUACCAAGAUCGCCGAGAUCGUCGCCCUUGGACCCAUCUUCCAGCAGGAGCCUUACCGCAAGCUGUUGUCCUCUCUCAUCAAAGAGCUUGAUGAUUCCCUCCUUCUGAACGUUGACUUGCUCCAGGGCCUUGUCCAACUGGUACAGUCCUCCUCGCCAGGGUACCUUGUUUCUGAUGACCUAAUCAAGAUCCUCGGUCUUCUUAGGAUCCGUUUGCAAGGCACUCACCAACAGUCAACCGAGCACCCUUACUACCUCACCCUGGCAAUCUCCAGAGUCCUUGAUUUCAUGGCUGACCACAAGAUCCAGGGUCUGGACAGAAUCCUUGAGCAAGAGCCUCUGUCUGGGGUCUUGUCUGGGUUGAAGGGCAGCACCAACCCUUACCUCAUGUACCAGGCCUGUUAUGCCUUCCAGGCCCUACAGUAUGUGCCCAACAACGAAACUGUUUUGCAGGCAGUCUUGCGGCAUUCGCGAGGUGUGGUGGAAGGUGUGGUCAAGGUUACGGCACUAGGCAAACUGGACCUGGGGCCGGUGCUCGAGGGACUGGGAAAUCUGCAGGAGGCACUGGGCGGCAUAGCUGAUGUUGCUGGCACUGUGUACGAAGGAGCAAGUUCCUUGGUGGAGAGUGGUCAAGGCGUCAUGGCGAGUUUGAAGGAGAGAUAUGGAACCGGCCAGAAGAGACCUUGGUAUGCGGCCAUCCGUGCCGCCUACGCAUUUGCGCAAGCAGGCCAGCUGAAAGAUCUGAACCGUCUAGUUUGCGAAGCCCCCUGUCAUCGUGACCCUUUGUUUCAGUGGGGCGUCUGCCAGUUGCUGGGAGAGAUUGCGGUCGAUCCUUUGUGGUCCGUUGCCUCUCGCCAGCGAGCCAUCGAACUGCUUGGUCGUCUCUACAAAGAGGAUACAGACUGGGGCUGCGACGGGAGUGUCAAGGCGUGGAUGCUGGCCAUCGUCGACAAGCUAGUAUCCAUUGACGACCGAGAUGUUGCCGCCAGUGCUCUGAUCCUGAAACAGGAGCUCGCUUCUGAAAACACUCCUAUGAUGCAGCACCCGUACCCACUGAGGUCUCGCCUGCUGACCCCAGCUACGUCUUCGAUCCUUGUCACGGUCCAGGACGUCCCUUACCUCGAGUACGAACUGUACAAGCUUCGAUUGCAACGGCUCCAAGAAUACGACGAACGGGCGAUUUAUGUCCUUCCGCAAGCCAAGCCAUCCCUCCUGGCUAAAGAUGAUGAGAUGUUCCCGCUGUUAGAGAAGGUGUUGGAGUUUCUUGGCAGUGACCGUCAAGUCAUGUUGAUCUUGGGAGACUCUGGUUCCGGCAAAUCAUCAUUCAAUCGAUACCUGGAGCACGCACUUUGGACGGAGUACAAGCGAGGUGGACCCAUUCCUCUGUUCAUUAACUUGGCCGCUAUCGACGAUCCCCAGCACGACUUAGUCAGCAAGCAACUGCAGUUUCACAACUUUGAUGAGGAUCAGAUCCUAGAGCUCAAACUGCACCGUCAUUUGGUACUUAUCUGUGAUGGGUACGACGAAAGUCAGCAAUUGGUCAACUUGCACAGAACCAACUCCUUCAAUCAGCCAGACCAAUGGAACACCAAGAUGGUUAUUAGCUGCAGGAGCCAAUACCUCGGACCUUCAUACCAGGACCGCUUCAAGCCCCAGUCUACCGACCGAUAUAAGCCAGCCCCUCACGGUGUUUUUCAGGAAGCCGUCAUUGCUCCCUUCUCCAAGGAGCAGAUCGAGGAUUAUGUUGAACAGUAUGUCCCCAUGGAGCCAAGGUCCUGGAGCACACAGGAGUACAUAGACAAGCUAACGACUAUCCCAAACCUCAUGGAUCUAGUCAGAAAUCCGUUCCUCCUCUUACUCGCGCUUGAGGCAUUGCCCGAUGUCAUCAAGGGUAAGCAAGACCUGUCGACUAUCAAGAUUGUCCGCGUUCAACUCUACGAUACGUUCGUCAAUCACUGGAUCAACGUCAACAUGCGACGACUCCAAAGCAACACCUUGUCCAAAGACGACCACAACAUGCUCGAAAUGCUUGAGGAGGCUGGCUUUGUGGCUAUGGGUGCGGAUUACUCCAUGAGGCUAGCAUUGUCCAUGUUUGAGAAGCAGAAUAGAAAGGCCGUCGUCCAGUAUGUCCACCUCAAAGACAAGUCGACAUGGAAAGCUGAGUUCUUUGGCCCGGAUCCGGAAGUCCGGCUGCUACGGGAGGCCUCGCCAUUGACCCGCUCCGGAAGUUUCUACCAAUUUCUCCACCGGUCAAUGCUCGAGUACUUCUUUUCCUGCACUAUCGUUGGCCCCUGGAAAAUUGAAGAUGACGUCGACGAGUUCUCCUACCUCCAAUUGCUCGAUCCCGAGUGCCCUUUGUUCACACGCAGCCUCAUCGCCGAGCAAUCCGUCAUUCAGUUUCUAAGCGAGCGGGUACAGGAGAACUCUGUCUUCAGGCUCAACCUCGAGGAUAUCAUCACGAAUUCCUGCCGCAUUGCUACCUUAGCGACCGCAGCAGCUAACGCCAUCACCAUCCUUGUUCGAGCUGGCAUCGCUUUUCAUCGACACGAUUUCCAAGGGGUCCGUAUUCCAGGAGCAGAUCUUUCUGGUGGGCAGUUUGAUUCGGCGCUGUUUCAAGAAGCGGAUCUUACGGGCGUCGAUCUCGGGAAGGCUUGGCUACGCAAGGCAGAUUUCAGCAAUGCGCAGAUGGAAGGCGUCCGAUUUGGAGAGCUGCCGUACCUGCAAGAAGAACAUCGUGCUUGGAAUUGUUGCUACUCGCUCGAUGGGGCUUUGCUUGCUGUAGGACUGAGUAGUGGAGGUAUCGCUUUGCACGACACAGAGACUUGGAGGGAAAUCUGCGUGCUAGAAGGACAUGACGACGUCGCAGCAUGUUUGACAUUUUCACCUGACGGCCGGCGGUUGGCAUCUGGGAGUGAGGACAAAGCAGUGCGAGUGUGGGAUUGCAGCAGUGGCGAUCUUCUUUUGACCAUGGAGGCGCAUACGGACGAUGUGACGGCGGUGGCAUUUUCUCCUUGUGGCGAGAAAAUUGCAUCAGCAAGCAUGGAUAAGACGGUGCAAUUGUGGAACUCGGUGACAGGGGAGGCGCUGUUUGCGUUGUUGGGACACACAAAUCUUGUUACAUGUGUCAAGUUUACGCCAGAUGGACGGCAGCUGGUGACGGGCGGUUGGGAUGAGUCGAUUCGAAUCUGGGAUGCAGAUACUGGAUCAUCGGAGGAUGUUUGGGAGUUGAGCCAUGGACCAGUGCGAUGCCUUGACAUUUCACCUGGUGGACGCCGGAUCGUGUCUGGGCAUCGGGACGGUGGUUUGAGACUUUGGAAUACCGCUUCUGGAUCGGCAGGUCCUAUUUUGCGUGGUCACACUAGUGACGUUUCCAACGUUAUGUUCUCCACUAACGGGCAGCGGAUUGCUUCAGCUAGCUAUGACUCCACGGCCAGACUAUGGGACACAUCCGCAGGCACCUUAACCUCCGUGUUCAGUAACAUGACCGCGAUCUUCCAUGCUUCUCUUUCGUCAGACGGUCAACAUAUCGCUUCCGUCGAUAGUUCUAGCGAGGUGCGCCUUUGGGACGUGAGCUCGAGUGGAUCCAGAAUUGAACAGCAUGGACAUUCACUUUAUGUGGUGGCAGUGGCGUACCUACCUACUGGGCAGACUAUCUUGUCCGGCAGCGCGGAUAGAACCAUUCGACAAUGGGACGCUCGAACAGGUGCUGCUGGGUCCUCCGAAGUUGUUUCCGCCAAGGUCGCGCAUACCAUUGCAUUUUCACCGGACUUCCAUCAGACGGCGGCUGGGCACAUUGAUGGGACUAUGCAACUAUGUGACCUUCGAAUCGGUGAAAUCGGACCUAUCCUUGAAGGUCACACAGAUUCUGUGUUGGGUUUGACCUUUUCGCCAUGUGGUCAGUGGGUCGCAUCUGCCAGCAGCGACAACACAGUUCGGCUGUGGAAUCUGAAGAAUACUGAGCAAGGGCAUGUUCUGGCCAACAUGGAUUUGAAAGAUUUCGGAAGGUCUUCGGUGACAUUCUCGCCGACAGGACUGCAGGUUACGGCCGCGGGCAUGGAUGGUACGGUCAAUGUUUACGACGUCCAAACAAGAAGGCUUUUGAGGACAACAGCGUUGGAGGGAAGAGUCAGAGCAGUGGCUUACUCGCCAAACGGUCAAGAGCUUGCUAUCGGGGUCGAAGGCUUUUUAUUCUUUUGGGACCUACAGUCUAAGGAGCCUGACUUUGGACUGGAAGUCAGCUCCUCCGGUGUUUGUUCUAUUGUCUAUUCACCUUGCGAGAGGUGGAUCGCCUGUGGAAAUCUGGAUUCGACGAUUCAACUGUGUCGUCGACAGUCGAGUGAUAUAGACGCCUGGUGUCAUGUCGCUACCGUCGAGGGGUCUCUUGACACGGUCAGUGAUAUCGCAUGGAAUCCUGUUGUUCCGCUUGAGUUUGCCACCUGUGGCGAUGAUCGGGCUGUUCGUGUCUGGAGGAUCUUGGAGGGCAACGAUGGUGAUGAUGUCGUGUCUGUCGACUUGGUCUGGGGAUCUAACGUCGGUGUGCUUGCUGCGGUCGGCAUGAGACUCGACGGUGUUGUUGGUCUUGGCCCCAUCAAUCGGCGACUGUUGAUGCAGCGCGGCGCUGUUGACGGCUCUUUGACUUUCGAGGGAGAUGAAUCGGACACUGACCCUGAUGACAACUAA
Messenger RNA from Linnemannia hyalina, 4971 nucleotides. Lineage: Eukaryota; Fungi; Mortierellomycota; Mortierellomycetes; Mortierellales; Mortierellaceae. The record is from the annotation of a GenBank genome assembly.